Molecule: messenger RNA, 948 nt
Organism: Humulus lupulus (European hop)
Lineage: Eukaryota; Viridiplantae; Streptophyta; Magnoliopsida; Rosales; Cannabaceae
Product: auxin-induced protein X10A-like
Exons: 1
Coding region: 95-559 (154 amino acids)
Biological process (GO): response to auxin
Source: RefSeq, a predicted model, not a curated record
ACACCAUUUCAUUUCUUCACUACUCCAAAUCCUACUACUACUACUACUCACUUUCCGUCACUUUCUCGAGAAAAAAAAAAGAAAGUAAAGCAAAAUGUGUCCGGCUAUGGGAAGAUGCAACAAGAUCCGACACAUUGUUCGGAUCCGGCAAAUGCUGCAGCAGUGGCGAAGGAAGGCUCGCAUCGCCGCCGCACGCGCCGCACCAUCGGACGUUCCUGCGGGACACGUGGUGGUCUGCGUCGGGAGCAGCUCGAGGAGGUUCAUCGUCCGAGCGACGCAUCUGAACCAUCCGAUGUUCAAGAACCUUCUGGUCCAAGCCGAGGAGGAGUACGGCUUCGCUAACCACGGUCCGCUCUCGAUCCCCUGCGACGAGGCUUGCUUCGAGGAGGUCCUCCGAGUCGUGACUCGCUCCUCCGAUUCCGGUAACUCGGGCCGGUUACUCGUCAGCGCCGAGGAUUUCCAGAGACGAUGCAACGUGGACAUCAGAAAGAAGAAGAUCGAGUUCUUCGGCGAAUCUCGGCCGUUGCUUCAUGAGUUGGCUGAUAAAUCAGUCUGUUGAUAUGAAAAUUAAAAAAAAAAAAAAAAAGAAGAUGAAGAAACGAGUCGGUCGUGUGACUCGGCUGAGUUCGCGAAUCGCGAGGUGGCUCGGCUGGGUGGGUGGUGGAGCGGUGGUGGGACUAAGUUUACUAACAUAUUUUCUUCUUUUUUUUUUAAUUAAUUUUUGAAUUUAUUAUAAAUAUUUAUAUUAACAAAUUGAUGAAAAAAGAAUUAGGAUAGUAGUGAGUUAGGGUUUCAUAGUUCGGCCGAGUCGUCCAGAGUUGAAUCGGAGGAGUGGAGAGAUGGCUCGUUUAUAAUCUGAGCUAUUUGUAAAUUUUCUGAGAUUAUCAUAAUAUACAAUGAAAUGUAUUUAAAGACUAUUUGUUAAUUAAUAUUACUCCAUUUUCCUCA